AUGUGUUCUAUCAGAAAAAGACAUAUUUGGAAAUCCCGAAUUUUUGUUAAAGUCGAAGCCAACAAUAAUACCGUCUUACCCUUCAUCAAAUGUAAAAAGAUGUUCCCGAUUCGCUGCAUUAGACGACGGUCCAUGGAUUUUAUUCUGAAGGGGGUUAUUCUCACAACGAUAUGUUUGUUCAUUGUCCAUAUGACCUCAUCUUAUCCGAAAGGAGGGAUUAGUCAAAGGACACUCGAUUCUAUGCAAAACCAGCAACAGACGCCUGUACCUGUAAAGAAAAGAGAGAAUUUCGAGGAAAGCAUUGAUAGCAAUGUGGAACAACAAUCAAAGAAAGAUAAUCCAUUUGUUGCCCAGCCAACAGUGAAGAGUUUACAGCCUGCUGCAAAAAUGGAUCGUCCUUCUAGAGAAGAAGAAUUCUACAAAAAUGUUAUAAUCCAUUUCGACCUAAAAGGAGCCCCACCAAAAGUGGAUUACUUCCUGGAAAUGUUGAGAUUGAUUGCGAAAGGAGGAGCCACUGGGAUACUUCUAGAAUGGGAGGAUAUGUUCCCAUGGACUGGAAAAUUGGAACAAUUCAAAAAUACAGAUGCUUAUUCGGAUGAUGAUGUUGAUUCAAUUUUGAAUGAAGCUAAGAAUCUAAAGCUAGAUGUGAUUCCUUUAGUUCAAACUUUUGGACAUUUGGAAUGGAUUCUAAAAUAUGAGGAGAUGCGAAAGUUCAGAGAGAAUGACGCUUAUCCACAAGUUUUGUGUCUUGGAAACGAAGAAGGAGUUGAGUAUGUGAAGGAGAUGAUUCGUCAGGUUGUGAAGAAACAUUCCAAAUAUGGUAUUCCAUUUUUCCAUAUUGGAGCUGAUGAGGCUUUUGAGUUUGGAGUUUGUCAAGAAUCUCUGGAUUGGAUUAAAAAGAAUGGAAAGACGGGAGGAAAACAGUUGUUGGCACUGGCUCAUCUGAAGGCUAUUGCUGAGUUCGCCAAACAAGAAAUUAAUGCGGACGCUCAAAUUCUCGCUUGGCACGAUAUGCUCAAAGACUUUGACCCGCGUCUUAUCAAAAACCUGGAACUGGGUCAAAUCGUUCAACCCGUAGUUUGGGAUUACUCCGAAAAUAUUAUAACAUUGAACGACUACAUCUUCUCCACACUGGCGGAUAACUUCCCUACCAUGUGGGCCUCGUCGGCUUACAAAGGAGCAAACUAUCCAUCAGCAUCUGCAUCAGAAGUGAGACAUUACGAAACAAAUAAUAGAAACUGGAUUAAAACCAAACAGGCACAAGAGAGAAAGUUCAAGAACGGACUCCAAGGUAUAAUCAUCACUGGAUGGCAGCGCUAUGAUCACUUGGCUGGACUUUGUGAGACGCUUCCAAUUGGAACAGCUUCCAUGAUGCUGCAAAUGCAAAUCGCUUUGAAUGCUCCAUCUACCGACAUGGAAACAACUAGGCGGCAAGCUGGGAAGCUCUUGGGAUGUCAAGGUUUUAAUGUGGAUGGAGUUACCAUCGUCAGUAAUCAAUGCAAUUAUAAAGGAUUCCAAACUUAUGUAAUUUAUCAAAGUGAAGUGCCAAAUCUAUUUAGUAGAAUCAAUGGAGAACUGGGCAAAAAUCAUCAUUUGAUGGGAUGGGCCAAUCGCUACAACAAGAAAUACAAUAUCUCUCAAAACUGGUAUCACAAGGAAAUGCUUCCAUUUGUUCAAUCACUUGUACAACAAUAUGAACGAGUUGAAAAUGAUCUCAGAGCAUCAAUGAAGGAUCUGUUUUUCGACAACACAAUUGACGAGUUUAUAUACGAGAAUCUCGGAGAAAUGUCAGAGAAACUCCAUGGCUAUGUGGACGAAAUUCAACGACUGGAUAAACUUCGUGCUUGGCCAAAGAGGCAUUUCCCUAUCAGGAAGUAG
Messenger RNA from Caenorhabditis briggsae, 1878 nucleotides. It is a transcript of the gene Cbr-hex-2, whose product is annotated as Protein CBR-HEX-2. Gene Ontology annotation, molecular function: hexosaminidase activity. The transcript has 11 exons. The record is from RefSeq and is a predicted model, not a curated record. NCBI's taxonomy places the organism in Eukaryota, Metazoa, Nematoda, Chromadorea, Rhabditida, Rhabditidae. Gene Ontology annotation, biological process: carbohydrate metabolic process. Bases 1 to 1878 code for a protein of 625 amino acids.